UACCGCUGAACUUUAUGUUUAUGUUUAUAUACCCUAAACAAUGAAUCGUAAUCCUUAUUCUCGUUACUAUGUACCAGGUCCAAGUCCGUGGCCCUUUUUUGUGGCUAUCUCGGCAAACGGAAUAGCGGUAGGGUUAAUUUUGUGACUGCAUCGAACUCCCAGAUUUCUAUUAAUAGGAAUGAGGUUGGGGUGUAUACUAUUGAGAACUUUUAGAUGAUGGCGAGACUUAAUUCGUGAGGGAGAUAUUGGGUUUCAUACUCGCUUCGUAAUCAAGAGAUUUCGUGAUGGAGUUGCCCUUUUUAUUCUGUCUGAAGUAAUGUUCUUCUUUUCUUUUUUUUGGACUUUCUUCCAUAAUGCCUUAAGACCCUCGUGUGAACUAGGGAUGCGAUGACCCCCUCCAGGGAUCCGCACGCCAAACCCGUCGUCGACAAGGCUGUUCGAGACAGGUCUUUUAAUUAGGAGGGGGUUAUUCGUAACUCAAGCCCAUAAGAGAAUGCGUUUGAAGGAUUAUGAUGUUGGGCCAUUUAUUGGCCUAGUGGUAACAAUUUUAUGUGGGACUGUGUUCUUCCUAGUGCAACUUCGAGAAUACUACUGAAACUCAUACACUAUUGCAGAUAGGGUGUAUGGAAGAGUGUUUUAUUUACUAACUGGGUUUCAUGGAAUGCACGUAGUUGUGGGGACUCUUUGACUAAUGGUGAGGUUAGUCCGACUAUGGCGUGGGGAGUUUUCCAGUCAACGGCACUUUGGUUUUGAGGCUUGCAUUUGGUACUGACACUUCGUAGAUGUGGUAUGGGUAGCAUUAUGAUGUUUAGUAUAUGUGUGGUUUGGAGGAUGGUUAUACAUGUGGUGGUUCAAAAUAUGAGACGGGGACGUCUAUACGUUUAAGUACCCAGACGCAAAGCCUUCGUGGUAUGCGUACAUUCAAGAAGAGCAUGCUCCGUCCUGAUAUAAGAUUCCUGACCAUUUAAAAGGUUAA
Molecule: messenger RNA, 976 nt
Organism: Mytilus trossulus (common blue mussel)
Lineage: Eukaryota; Metazoa; Mollusca; Bivalvia; Mytilida; Mytilidae
Product: cytochrome c oxidase subunit 3-like
Exons: 1
Biological process (GO): aerobic electron transport chain
Cellular component (GO): membrane
Molecular function (GO): cytochrome-c oxidase activity
Source: RefSeq, a predicted model, not a curated record